Messenger RNA from Phacochoerus africanus (Common warthog), 2165 nucleotides. It is a transcript of the gene FGF19, whose product is annotated as fibroblast growth factor 19. Gene Ontology annotation, cellular component: extracellular region; cytoplasm. The transcript has 3 exons. Lineage: Eukaryota; Metazoa; Chordata; Mammalia; Artiodactyla; Suidae. The record is from RefSeq and is a predicted model, not a curated record. Gene Ontology annotation, biological process: animal organ morphogenesis; regulation of cell migration; positive regulation of gene expression. Gene Ontology annotation, molecular function: fibroblast growth factor receptor binding; growth factor activity. Bases 257 to 916 code for a protein of 219 amino acids.
GGCGGAGGGCUGAUGCAAUCUCGAUAAGAAAUGCUUAGCGUCUCGGGCUUCCAGGGCGGGUAACAGACGCGCUAUAUAAGGUCGCCGGCCUCGGGCCGCCGCGCCGUCGGAGCAGGAGCGCUAAGCACCCCGGUGCCCGGGAGCGCACGGCUGCUCUCGCCUCCGCUUGCUCAGCCCCGCAGGGCCUCUCGGCGGCCGCCCAGCCUCUCGCACCCUCCCGAACUGCGCCCUGAGCCCCGAGCCCGAGGGAGGCGCAAUGCCGAGCGCUCCGAGCCGGUGCGCGGUGGUCCGCGCCCUGGUCCUGGCCGGCCUCUGGCUGGCCGCAGCCGGGCGCCCCCUAGCCUUCUCGGAUGCCGGGCCGCACGUGCACUACGGCUGGGGCGAGUCGGUCCGCCUGCGGCACCUGUACACUGCGAGUCCCCACGGCGUCUCCAGCUGCUUCCUGCGCAUCCACUCAGACGGCCCCGUGGACUGCGCGCCGGGCCAAAGCGCGCACAGUUUGAUGGAGAUCAGGGCAGUCGCGCUGAGUACCGUGGCGAUCAAGGGCGAGCGCAGCGGCCGUUACCUCUGCAUGGGCGCCGACGGCAAGAUGCAAGGGCAGACUCAGUACUCGGAUGAGGACUGUGCUUUCGAGGAGGAGAUCCGCCCUGAUGGCUACAACGUGUACUGGUCCAAGAAACACCAUCUGCCCGUCUCUCUGAGCAGCGCCAGGCAGAGGCAGCUGUACAAAGGCAGGGGCUUCCUGCCGCUGUCCCACUUUCUGCCCAUGCUGUCCACUCUCCCAGCCGAGCCGGAGGACCUCCAGGACCCCUUGAAGUCCGACCUGUUUUCUUUGCCCCUGGAAACGGACAGCAUGGACCCUUUCCGGAUCGCCGCCAAACUGGGAGCCGUGAAGAGUCCCAGCUUCUAUAAAUAACUGAGGCUCUGUCCUCCCAGCCCGCUCCUGGAGACCAGGACCCCAGGCCUGUGGUGCUUGCAGAGUGGGUUUGCUCCGAGUAACGAUCCCGAGUCCAUGUUCUAUUUAGUCUUAGGGAGAACCACUUAGAACUUGUACAUAGGCAAUAUUUUACAUUGGCUGUGCCAGUUUCUAGCGGAUAGAUGUGUACAAUCAUAAAAUUGUCAGCCUUCCCACUCCACCUACCCAGCUGCGACCUGCCUCCCCCGUUUGCCUUUGCUGGACAGGUCACUGUGCUGCCCCGGUUCGGCUUGAAUACCUCCACGGAUGGGGAACUCACUACCUUUGGCAAAGUUCUUGUGCCAAGCUGACAGUCCAUGCCGUUCCCUCCCCUCCUUUCCAGCAGGGCAGCCAGAAGGGAAGCAGGCAUGGCACACUCAUGUACACGUAGAUAAUCGACUUGGUGAAGCCUCAGGUAAAUUUGACUCCACUGCAUUUCUGAGAAUUGUUCCACGUCUCCAAGGAGGACCAUCGCCUCCCCCACCCCCCACUCAGCCCCUCCGGGAUAGAAUUGACUCCAGGAGGCCCCCUCUAGCCUGGGUACCUCUUGAACUCCCUGCUGUGGCUGGUUCUGGGAUGGACCAUCAGACUCCUUGGCAACCGGCUCAGGGCAGAUAAGGCAGGUCCCCCCUACCCCCCCGCAACCAGUGCCCUUCCCCGGGCUCAGGCGGGCUCCCCCACGAACAAGCGCGCUGUCACCUGUUCAGAAGGACAGCCAGUUCCAGCAGGGCUUCCUGGCCAUGGUGACUGGGGUUUCCAGAGAACCAGCUCUCCGGAACCCCACAGGCCAGCCAACCCUCCCCCGCAGCCUCCCAGCUCACACUGGGGGUCGGGCUGCCUCCCUCCUUACAGGCGGGGAUCUUGACCCGAAAAGAGCAGAAGGCCGUCUUCCGGAAGCUGCUUCCUUUUUACCAGCCCGUUGCCCUGGGCGCCGAGUCAUUCCGUUGAAUUGCGACUUGGCGGCCUCCCGCCUUAGGUUAAAACCCAAAUGGUUUAUUCAAAAACCUGGAAAAGAAAGAUUCGAAAGCCCCUGUCUCAGCCGAUAACUUGUAAAAGCCGCGUGGAGACCGAGUGCUACCCCAGUGCUGGGUUUCCACUGUGAUAUUUAUGAGUAAUUUAUUGUGUUUGAUAUGUACAUCUCUUUAUUUUCUUACUUUAUUUAUACCCCAAAUCGUAUUUAUGUAUGUACACGAGGGUUUUUUUCUACAUU